AUCGAUCUCUGCUCUGCAUUUCAGCAGAAGCGCAUUUCGCUUUUUCCCGUUCUUUCUGAACCUUUCGUUUCUCACUCGAGCAACAAAAGGGGAAAGAGAACCGCACUCUCUCCUUUCUCCCCUCUUUGUCCUCGUGCGCGCACGCGUUCGUUCGCAUUGAAAAGCACAAAGUGACAUCACUUUUUACCCAAACAAGCAAAAAAGCUCGACCCGAUUUUUUUCCGAGUCUUUUUUUUUAUUCCUGUUUGAGCUUUUACCAAUCAGCGUUGGUAACACUUUCACAGGUCUUUCUUCCUUUUUCUUCUCCAAUUGUCAUCUUCUUUUUGUGGAUGCUCUUGAUCCUCGCGUGUUGAUACUUUGACAUCUUCGCGUCUCUUUUUUUCUUUCGUCCAAUUUGGUAUUUUUGCAUCAAGCCCGUCGCUGCGAGAACGCCCCCUUUUCGACACACUUCCUAGCGUAGUCGCCUCCCACAUCCAUUGAACAAAGUCGCUUCGGACUCGAGAGUUUCAACGGAAAGGAAAAAAAAAAAGGAAAAACUUUCCAAAAAAAAAAAACUGAGCACUUUCCCUUAAAAAAAGAGAGCGCUUUUGUUACUUUUUUUGCUGUUUGAUCCAAAGUAUUUUUUUUUUUUCUGAACCAACGAAAACAAGAAAAGGCCUUCAAAAAAGUCUUUCCCUCGCACCCCGGAAUCAAGUCACUCGGUUUAUUGUCGGAUACCCACAAGCACCCAAGGAAUUUUUACCCAGAAAAAAUCCUCAAGGGCGGCGAAAAUCACAACAACGUAACAAGAGCCGAUUCUUCCAAGAACGAGACACUCCCCCAAGCAACCAUGUCUGCCUAAAGCAAGACCCAGUUGUUGAUCCAAGUGUUUUAUUUUUGCCGAAGGAUUUCGUUUCCUCUUCUCCCGUUGCUUUUUUUACUUUGUUUUCACCUUUCUUUGAGUUCUUUUUUUUUUCGGUUUUUGUUUCUUUGAGCGCUUUUAUUUCCUUCAAUCUCUCCGAGCCGAUUUCUUUGGUUUCGUCGUUUCUAGGGCUUAGCCUUUUUUACCUUUUUCUUUUCUACUCGUUGCUUCAGCGAAAAAAACUUUCAUCGUCCUCCCUCGUCGGUGGACUCGCGUCAACAACAAAUUUGUCACAAAGCCCCUUUCUUGUUUUUAACUUCUGAUUGAUUUUCAAUCAGGCUCUUGACUUUUUUUUUUUUUUUUUCAGUUUGACUUUUACUUUUCGCUUUUCUCGUUUGUUUUCUUCAACCUUCUCGGUUCGUUUUUUACGCACGCUACCUUUUGUUCUUGGAUUUCGCUACGCCUUUGGAUCUGCGCAAUCAACCCUUCUUGGCUUGAUUCCUCUGUCCUGUUUUCGCCUCCCGUUUGCAAGAAUUCCUUUUUGUUUCGCCUUCUAGUUUCGUCGCUCGCUUUGUCUUUGACCCAAAGAUGACGACGCCGAACCAGUUUCAAGAGCCGCUUCGAUAGCCUUCAACCCGCAUUUGACCCGUCUCUGUGACGCCUUUCAGAUGCACGCUUCGGACCAACAGCAUUUGCUUUUUCUUUCCCACCUUCAAUCUCCGACUCUCGCUUUCGCGAUGACGACGAUGAUUUGAUACGGAGUAAAGAAAAAAAGCCAAGUACAACCAGAGAUGCGACGCUGAAUUCGUCCGUUCAGGAUGAUGGACGCGCUACAUCUCUCGCUUGAGUUUUUUUGAUUUCCUCGACCGUGUCACUAUCCUCCAAGUCUAGUAACCUAUCAUUGACAACACCUUUACCUUAGCAUCAGCUUUCUGCUUUUUCUUUUCUUUCUUUUUCCUCUUCUUUCCCACCACCACCAUCACCACCAGCAACCAUGUUCCCCACUUCCAACUUUGCGCGUGCUUCGGCCAAGCCUGCGGCUUUUGCGUUUGCCCAGCAAGCACAGCAACCAUUCUAUUCAGACGAACACAUCCUCGAGGAGCUGCUCAAGGUGCCUGGCGCGCUCUCGACUCCGCUGUCUGGCCCGCUUUUGCCCUUUGAUGACAAGCUGGUCUUUGACUGCGAAUUCAAGCCUGCGUCUGUCCAGGCUGCGUCUCUUGGCGCUUCUGCUGCUGCUUCGUCUUCUGCUGCAGCGGCCGAUGCCUCCGAGUGCUUGCCUUCCGAGUCGCUGGCCUUCUGGCUCGAGUUUGGCCAGUCUGCCAACUACGCCCUCACGGCGUUUGAGCCUGCAAGCUGCUCGACUGCUCCUCCUGCUCCGGCUCCUACCUCCGCCUCGAUCUCGACCGUCUCGUCCGUCGCCGACCUGACUGCGCUUUCUGGUAUGGCCUCGCCACGUCGCAUGUCGCGCGACACCGUCUCUUGCCUGCCUGCCCCCAUUCCCUCUUCGGCUCGCAAGCACGCUCGCGAUUCGGAGGACGACGAUGACUUCCAAGCCUCUGACGAGGAGGACGACGAUGACGACGACGACUACGAUUUCGACUUUGGCACGCACGCGGCAGCCUCGCGUGCAUCGACUGUCUCUUCUGUCGCGGCCACGCCCCUGCCGUCUGGCGCGCCGUCGUCCGUGUCGCCUGCUUCCGCCCCCGCCACCAAGCCCAAGCGUCCUCCGCGCAAGCGCCGCCCGCUCGACGAGGAGGAGAAGAUUGAGAAGCGUCGCCGCAACAAGAUCGCCGCCGCCCGGUGCCGCGACAAGAAGCGCGAGAAGCAGUCCAUUCUCGACGAGCGCACCGAGCGCAUGCGUGAGGAGAACAUCAACCUCAAGCAGAAGGUGGCCCAGCUCGAGAUGGAGGUUUCCUAUCUCAAGAACCUCGUCCUCGCCGCCAAGCGCCUGGCGUGAUUUGUUGUUUUCGUUUGUGUUUUGUUUUGUACUUGCAUUUUGCAAUUCGGCCCCAUUUGUUAGUAAUCCUUUUCUUGUCUUGUUACCAAUUCAAACAUUCCGUGUCUA
This is a messenger RNA of Capsaspora owczarzaki ATCC 30864, 2906 nucleotides long. RefSeq lists its product as hypothetical. Gene Ontology annotation, cellular component: nucleus. Gene Ontology annotation, molecular function: RNA polymerase II transcription regulatory region sequence-specific DNA binding; DNA-binding transcription activator activity, RNA polymerase II-specific. The transcript is spliced from 2 exons. The record is from RefSeq and is a predicted model, not a curated record. NCBI's taxonomy places the organism in Eukaryota, Filasterea, Ministeriida, Capsasporidae. Gene Ontology annotation, biological process: regulation of transcription by RNA polymerase II. The coding region runs from base 1836 to 2798 and encodes 320 amino acids.